GCGCGGUGCAUUGUGGGACGGAAGCGUCCUUUCCUGCACAUAGGGGUCCGGCGGCUCCGGCGACCGCGCGCCAGCUGAGGCGGGAGAGAAGAGCGAGGAGCGUGAGCGAGCGCGAGGCACAGAGACGGGGAGACAGUGAACGGAAGCGGGCAGGACAGAGUGGGACAAGAGCGGGACGCGGAGCACAGAUAUGGCCCAAGAGGACCUGAUGAGCACCGCCGAGGACGUGGCCGACCAGUUCCUGCGAGUGACCAAGCAGUAUCUGCCUCACUUGGCACGCCUGUGCCUGAUCAGCACUUUCCUGGAGGAUGGCAUCCGCAUGUGGUUCCAAUGGAACGAGCAGAAGGAGUACAUCGAGGCCACCUGGGGAUGCGGCUACUUCCUGGCAACUUGCUUCGUGCUUCUGAAUCUCCUAGGGCAGCUUGGUGGCUGUGUUCUUGUCCUCAGCAGGAACUUUGUACAGCAUGCUUGCUUUGGUCUGUUUGGAAUUAUAGCGCUACAGACUGUCGCCUACAGCAUCUUAUGGGACCUUAAGUUUUUGAUGAGGAACAUGGCCCUGGGUGGUGGGCUGCUGCUCCUGUUGGCAGAGUCACGCUCUGAGGGGAAGAGCAUGUUCGCAGGGGUGCCGUCUAUGGGCGAGAGUUCACCCAAACAGUACAUGCAGUUGGGGGGACGUGUGCUGCUGGUGCUCAUGUUCAUGACCUUGCUGCACUUGGAUGCCAGCUUUUUCUCUAUCCUGCAGAACAUGGUGGGCACAGCCCUCAUCAUCCUGGUGGCUAUUGGUUUUAAGACCAAGCUGGCAGCCCUCACGUUGGUCGUGUGGCUCUUUGCCAUCAACGUCUACUUCAAUGCCUUCUGGACAGUCCCAGCGUACAAGCCCAUGCAUGACUUCCUCAAGUACGAUUUCUUCCAGACCAUGUCAGUGAUAGGGGGGCUGCUGCUUGUGGUAGCGCUGGGGCCGGGAGGUGUCUCCAUGGAUGAGAAGAAGAAGGAGUGGUGAGCCAGGAUGCCCUACCUACUCAAGGGGACAAAUGACCCUCCCCCCCAGACUCCACUCAGCAUUAAUGACCACAGCUGCAGUACUUGUUCAGUUUCUCACCCGCUCAUCUUUGAACUUGUUCCUUUAGGCAGUCUCAUCAGUUUACUUUUGUUUUUAUUCUAACAAGAUGGCUUCAACCUUUUUUUUU
Molecule: messenger RNA, 1187 nt
Organism: Scleropages formosus (Asian bonytongue)
Lineage: Eukaryota; Metazoa; Chordata; Actinopteri; Osteoglossiformes; Osteoglossidae
Gene: surf4
Product: surfeit 4
Exons: 6
Coding region: 191-1000 (269 amino acids)
Biological process (GO): Golgi organization
Cellular component (GO): endoplasmic reticulum; membrane; endoplasmic reticulum-Golgi intermediate compartment
Source: RefSeq, a predicted model, not a curated record